Sesamum indicum (sesame) is the source of this 1396-nucleotide messenger RNA. The record is from RefSeq and is a predicted model, not a curated record. NCBI's taxonomy places the organism in Eukaryota, Viridiplantae, Streptophyta, Magnoliopsida, Lamiales, Pedaliaceae.
GACUCGUAACGUCUGCUGCUUACCCUUUUCACAUAAAUCAUCUCAGAAUCUGCGGGACUUCCAUUUCAAGAAAAGAUUGUUACAAUCAAGUCCUACCCCUCUCCCCCCUCCAAAAAGAAUACAUACCUCCAAACAUGGCAAUGCCCACCACCAUAAGGUAAUUAGCCUUACAACAUGAGGUAAGAUUUCUACACAUAGUAAACCAAUCACACCCUUUUUAUAUUUCCUUUCCAAAUUCCUCACAAACUUUUCCUCCAUUAUUACACUCCCCAAAAAGGGUUUAUUGUAAUAUAUACAUACAAUUCUUGAAAUAUAUCAUACAUAGUAACCCUCAACCAUGACCCAAUUUUCAUUACCAAAUUCGCUGGUUGUCCAAAACCCAUCACUAAUUCUCCUUCCCAUUUUUCUAUCUCCAAAUUUAGGACAACUGCAUUGAUAGUAUUUGCACCCUCUCUCUCUCUCUAUAAAUAUAUAUAUACACAACACACACAUAUAUAUAUAUUUCGUCGGCAGUAGCAAGACAACAUAGUUCAUUAGACCGUACGUCGUUAGUUUGUGCCGAGGAAGAAAGAAAAAACAUGGGGAGGGGUAAAAUAGAGAUAAAAAAGAUUGAGAACGUGAACAGCCGGCAGGUGACGUUCUCGAAACGGCGCGGCGGAUUGAUGAAGAAGGCCAAGGAGUUGGCCGUGUUGUGUGACGCUCAGGUCGCCGUCAUUAUCUUUUCCGGCACCGGAAAGCUGUAUGAAUUCGCCAGUUCCCGUAUGGAGCAAAUAUUAGCUAGGUACAGUAGGAACCAUGAAAGUCCUGAACUCGCGACGGUUGAGCAUGCCGCUGAUCAGCAUGAGCCAACGAUUGAGGUAAACACACUGAAGGAUGAAAUCGAAAGGCUUCAAUUGAUGCACCGGAGAAGGUACUUUUGGAGCAGCUGGAGAAAUCGAAACUGCAGGAAAAGAAAGUGAUGCAGCAAAAUGAAGUUCUCCUGGAAAAGAUUGAGGAGCUUCGACGACAGACAGCAAGGGUGAGCAGCAUUGAGAAUCGUGUGAUUAUGAGCAAAGACUCGUGCAUGAGUUCAAGUUCCAUGCACCAACAACGCGCAUCAGACAAAGAUGCGACUUCUGAUACAUCCUUGCGCCUAGGAUUUUCAUCUGUGGAUCUUUCUCCAAAGCCCAAAAUACCAAAGCUGGAAAGCAGCAAGGAUUGCAAGAGUGCGAUGAUAGUGGACUGAUUAUGCAUGACUUCUCCAUGUUUGCUGCAAUUCUGUGUUUGUUUGUCCUAAUUUAUAAUGCAUUAACAUUCUCUAAUUUUCUUGUUAGAUAUUAUUCAAAAUUUAACUUUGGUUUAAUUUUUAAUUUCAGACCUAUCUAUAUAUUCAAAAUGUGGAUUUUUCGUUUCCACC